ACUAUCUGUUUGCACCCUGUACGGAGCGUGUGUGUUUGAUUUGUGAGAGGUGUCUUUCUGCACGGCGCGGCCUUCGUAUAAGCUCGUUAGCUAGCCAGAGCGCUAACCGCUAUCCCUGUCUGCCCUGGAAUGAGAAUAACGCGCGUGUGUUUGUCAAGUGCUGGGAAUUGUUAACUUUGCAGCGUUAUCCGACUGUAGAAAUCCAGUAAAAGCUUGUGCAUGUAGAUUUACAGAGAUGUGAUCAUACCGCUAGCUUAGCAAGCUGCAUGUGAAGGGGGCGGGACUGUGGCUGUCGGUGCUUUCUUCAAGUGUCCAGAUUGUGUUACCUUUACAAUGGGUAAACAUUAUAAAACGGUGUUUAUGUGCCAUGUGUGCAGCUGCCGCUAUUCUGAGCGCCACAAUUGCCCUGUAUUGAAAUCUAACACUGCAGUAAUGGGUUUAAAAGGCUGGACAGAAAUUUCAGACAUCAACAUUGUUAUUGUUAAAAACUUUCGUGCAAUGCAGAGCAGUGCAUGCUUGUAUUUGUUGUUCCUCAAUAGGAAACAUAAUUUAACAUGACAGUUUUUCUUUGGUUGCAUUAUAGGAGAAUGGCUGCCGCUGAGGUGAACGGUAGUUCUGCCCCGGCAAAGGAGGAGGAAGAGCCCAUGGAUGUGACAACAACACACACAGAGAACUACCAGACGCUCAUUGAUGCCGGGCUGCCCCAGAAGGUGGCUGAAAGUCUAGAUAACAUCUUCCAGACAGGCUUGGUGGCAUAUGUCGACCUGGACGAAAGGGCUAUUGAUGCACUGCGGGAGUUCAAUGAGGAGGGAGCGCUCACUGUGCUGCAGCAGUUCAAAGAGAGUGACCUGUCCCACGUACAGAACAAAAGUGCUUUCCUUUGUGGAGUCAUGAAGACCUACAGACAGAGAGAAAAACAAGGAAGUAAAGUACAAGAGUCCACCAAGGGCCCAGAUGAGGCUAAAAUAAAGGCUCUAUUGGAGAGGACAGGUUACACCCUGGACGUCACUACAGGGCAGAGGAAAUAUGGAGGCCCCCCACCUGAGGACGUGUUCAAAGGAACACAGCCAGGGAUUGGAACUGAGGUGUUUGUUGGCAAAAUCCCAAGGGAUCUGUAUGAAGAUGAGCUGGUGCCACUCUUUGAGUCUGCUGGUCCCAUAUGGGACCUCAGGCUAAUGAUGGACCCUCUGUCUGGUCAGAACAGAGGUUAUGCCUUCAUCACAUACUGCAAUAAGGAUGAUGCACAAAAGGCUGUGAAGCUUUGUGAUAACCAUGAAAUCCGCCCUGGCAAGUACUUGGGAGUGUGUAUAUCUGUUGCAAACAAUCGCCUGUUUGUCGGAUCAAUUCCAAAGAACAAGACAAGAGAAAGUAUAUUGGAAGACUUCGGCAAAGUCACAGAGGGUCUCCAGGAGGUGAUAUUGUACCAUCAGCCAGAUGACAAGAAGAAGAACCGUGGCUUCUGUUUUCUGGAGUACGAAGACCACAAGUCUGCAGCACAGGCUCGCCGCCGCCUAAUGAGUGGCAAGGUCAAGGUGUGGGGGAACCCAGUCACUGUGGAGUGGGCUGACCCUGUUGCCGAACCAGAUCCAGAGGUCAUGGCCAAGGUGAAGGUGCUCUUUGUAAGGAAGCUGGCCACAGCAGUGACUGAAGAGCUCCUUGAGAAGACCUUCUCUCAGUUUGGGAAGCUGGAGCGAGUGAAGAAAUUGAAAGACUACGCUUUUGUCCACUUUGAAGAAAGGGAUGCUGCGGUGAAGGCAAUGGAUGAAAUGAACGGGAAGGAGCUAGGAGGAGAGGAAAUUGAGAUCGUCCUGGCAAAGCCCCCAGACAAGAAGAGGAAAGAGCGCCAAGCAGCUCGGCAGACCACUAGGAAUGCAGGGUAUGAUGACUACUACUACUACCCACCUCCACGCAUGCCGCCACCAGGCAGAGGCAGGGGUCGUGGUGGCCGAGGGGGCUAUGCCUAUCCACCAGAUUACUAUGGCUAUGAGGACUACUAUGAUGACUACUAUGGCUACGAUUAUCAUGACUACCGUGGUGGCUAUGAAGACCCUUACUACGGCUAUGAAGAUGUGUACAGCAUGAGGGGCCGUGGCACUCGUCCCAGCAGGGGAGGGCCUCCUCCUCCUCGGGCUCGCGGAGCUCCACCGGCACGAGGCCGGGGUGGCUACGCCCAAAGAGGGCCGCCCCUUGGAGGUCCGAGGGGUGGCCGAGGAGGCCGGGGAGCCCCUUUCCAGCCUCAGAGGGGCCGUGGUCCUCGCGGGGCCCGGGGCAAUCGCGGCGGGAACGUCGGCGGAAAGAGGAAGGCAGACGUGUUUAACCAGCCUGACUCCAAGCGCCGCCAGACCAACAACCAACAGAACUGGGGGUCCCAGCCCAUCGCCCAGCAGCCCCUGCAGCAAGGGGCCGACUAUUCCGGUAACUAUGGUUACAGUAAUGACACCAUGGAGUUUUCACAGGAUUCUUAUGGGCAGCAGUGGAAGUAGAUGCACCCAAAGGUAUUUGGCAAAGUGACAACAAAAAAAGAGAAAAACAACAACAAAAAGAAAAAAAAAACAGGAGAUUGGCCACAAUUUUUUGAUUGACUUUUUAUUCUUCAUCCCUCGAGAAAAAAAAAAUCUGUACAUAUAUCUCAGAAAAAACGGACAGGCCCCAGAAUUGGCUCGAGAUGAUUGGCUGGAAAGCCUUUUGGCUGAAGAAAUGAGCGUAACCGUUGUGGUGAAUCAUUUCUUACUCCUACGGUUACAUUGGGACAUGUGUCUUUAAAAAACACAAAAAAAACACUUUUAUUGUUACUUUUUGUUCCUGUUUGUUUUAAAGCCAACAAUGAACAUUUACAAAAAAAUGGACAUUCAUUCUCAAAAGUCUGAGAGGACAUUAAAUAAUGAAUAUUGCCUUGCAGGAAGUUUUUGUCCAUGCCCCCCUCCUCCCCUCUCCUUCUUGUACUCUCUUUAUUUGUGGUUUCUCAUAGUUGCUUAGGGACUUGCUUGUAAAUAAAUGCAUAUGGUUAGAGCUUCAUACUUCAUUUUUUGCAAUGGUGGAGAAAAGAAUCCACAGGAAGGAAGAAAAUCAAAGUUUUGUAAUGUUCAAAGUGUAUGCCUAGCAUUUCUAGAGAUAGACAAAUUGUGUUUUUUUAAAACUGAUACCAUAACUUCCUAUGUUUUCUUUAAACUUGCCCGGUAGAAUUUGGUUUGGCCUACCUUAAGAGCCAUAGCAGUUUGUUCUCUGAUGUUCUUUGUAUUUAUAACUUUUACGUUUGUUCCGUUUCAAUAAAACUCAGCUGAGCAUCAGUCAAUUGUCAGAUACUCAAA
This is a messenger RNA of Stegastes partitus (bicolor damselfish), 3308 nucleotides long. Its product is annotated as heterogeneous nuclear ribonucleoprotein R. Lineage: Eukaryota; Metazoa; Chordata; Actinopteri; Pomacentridae. The transcript has 10 exons. Bases 555 to 2483 code for a protein of 642 amino acids. Gene Ontology annotation, molecular function: RNA binding. The record is from RefSeq and is a predicted model, not a curated record.